This is a messenger RNA of Theileria parva strain Muguga, 729 nucleotides long. RefSeq lists its product as uncharacterized. NCBI's taxonomy places the organism in Eukaryota, Apicomplexa, Aconoidasida, Piroplasmida, Theileriidae. The record is from RefSeq and is a predicted model, not a curated record. The coding region runs from base 1 to 729 and encodes 242 amino acids. The transcript has a single exon.
AUGAAAUUUCUGCUCCUGUUAUUAUUUUUGACUCAUUCGUGCUCGAUUGAUUUAGUUAUUCCAUUAUCAGGAAAAGAUUCUGAGAAGUUUAACGUAAAAGUUCAAACCUUAAUAAAUCAACCUGAUUAUCCUGCGGGAGACUUAUUGCUCAAACUUUUAUCAUACGAACCGAGAAAUGGAGAAUUGAUUAGGAAAAUUGUGUACCACGGUGUUACAAUUUUCCAAGACAGAACCGAACGUCCUGUUAAUUUCAGGAGAAGAUUAUUAAGCAUAAAUUGCAGGAACUUUUUAAUUCUCAUUGUGACUUCAAAAAUGGAUACAACUACAUACGAGGGAGUGUUUUACAUUCGCCACGAAACCAUUAUUCACAGCAUAGAAGAUUCUGAGAGGUUGACAAACAUUUUAAGUGGAAACGAUCAGUCAAUUGUAUCUAGAAUGAUUAGAAACAUUUUAACAAGAGAGCCUGCAAAGGUAAAGAGCUAUGGUGAUCUGGAUGAAGUUGACGAUGAACCACACCUAGUUAAGGGAAAGGAUAUAAAUGAGGAACAAAUUAGAAAAGAAGUAGAUGAAAUUUUGAAGAAUCCAGAUAUUGUUAAACCACAAACAAAAGAUACAGAUACUGAUAAAGCAGAUAUUAGUGAAGCAGAUCUGAGAGAGGCAGGUCCUAGUGGACUCAGUACAGUGGUUGAGCAAUAUGUGAUGGAUUCUACUGAUACUGAUUCAGAUUAA